Molecule: messenger RNA, 1648 nt
Organism: Trichobilharzia szidati
Lineage: Eukaryota; Metazoa; Platyhelminthes; Trematoda; Strigeidida; Schistosomatidae
Source: the annotation of a GenBank genome assembly
CUAACCUUGACACUAGGACGAACUACAACUGCCUCUAAGUUGGAAAGACGCUAUAGUCAGUUUCAAGACCAAUAAGAAGCCAGCUAGCCAACAGCCAAUCAAAAUCUGCCUAUAUCGCUUUUCUCUAAGUUGUUUGCAGACAACGUGGUAUAUUGUUAAAUACUGUCAGCUUAUGACUGUUGAACGUCGCAAAACACUAUGGUAUUUACGAAAACGCUUCCUCGCGCUAGUAGGAAUUUACCAUGUUUGAUCCAAGUAACGAGGAAAUUUUUGUUUGCACACUCUCAAGCUUAUUCAUCGUAGAUUUUCGUAUAUUCUGGGGAUAGAAACGAGUUGCGAUGAUACGGGUGCAGCAGUAUUUAGUGCGUCCGGCAAACUUAUGGGAGAUUCACUGUCUUCUCAGACAAGUACUAGUGUCAUGUAACUAGAUUUCACUAAAACCUAAAUUACGUACUUCGCAGGUUAGGAGGUGUGCUACCACCCGUAGCAGCUGAACUACACAAAAAGCAUAUUGAGUCAGUUGUUCUGGAUGCUGUUAGUAAGUCUGAUAUUCGGUUACAGGUAUUUGAGAAAAUUGUGCUUUGAAUAAUAUUUCAAAAUAGGAUUUGAGCUAUGUCGGUGUUACUGUAAAACCAGGCAUGUCAUUGUCUUUGAAAGUUGGAGUAGAUUUUGCGAAGACUCUGGCAACACAGCUAAGGAUUCCUAUCAUACCAAUAGAUCACAUGGAAGCUCAUGCGCUAACAGCUCUGUAUACUGAUCCCAAGUUGGAAUUCCCCUACUUGAUCCUUUUAAUUAGUGGUGGUCAUGGUCUUUUGGGUAUUGUUCAGGGAGUCGAGGACUACAUUUUACUAGGUACAGCGUUAGAUGCUUCUCCAGGUGAUGUUCUUGAUAAACUCGCCAGGCGUCUUAGAUUGAAUCGUUUGGGGGAUGAAAGAUUAAAGAACAUAGCCGGUGGGAAAGCUCUUGAAAUGGUUGCAAGAAUUUACAGUGGCAAUCAUCGUCGUUUUGACUUGCCUUUACCACGUUCACAAUCUAAAGACUGCGAUUUCUCGUUCACUGGGAUCCAUGUGUUUACCGAGCAUUUAAUAGAUAAAUUGGAAUCCACAACCGGUGGAAGUGGACAUACACUAGCAAUCCAAGAUAUUGCUGAUAUCUGUGCAUCCAUUCAGUUCGCAAUAACACGUCUUAUUUGUCGACGUGUACAACGUGCCAUUGAAUAUUGCAUAUUACAAGGUGAUGGUGGUGAUAAUGUUUCCAAUGUUGAAAUAACUCGUCCUACUGCUUUAGUUGUGUCUGGUGGUGUCGGAGCUAAUUUAGUUAUUCGAGCUGGAUUGACAGAAGUGGCUAAUCACUACAACAUGAAAUUUGUGUCUCCCCCACCACAUCUAUGCACAGACAAUGGAGUUAUGAUAGCCUGGAAUGGAUACUUGUUACAGAAAGAAAAGUCUCCUCGCAUUACGGAAAAUAUCUCUUCAGUAGAUUUUACACCAAGGUCUACAUUCGGCCUUGAUUUUCGGGAGUCAGUGAAGCAAGCAAAUAUAUCGAUUGAACCAAUCAAACUGCCAGAUUCUGUUUUCCAGACAUAAACAUGUUUUAACUUAUCUGUAGUAUGAACACUUUCGCGAAUAUUGUGCUGUCGAUGUACCCG